UGAUCAUUACUGAUCAGCGUUGUUGUUUACAUCUGUUUGUCUUUGAGUUACUUAACGUGUUCAGCCGGUUAGCUAAAGGUUACCGGUGCAGCGGCUCGGUGUUCCCGUACCGAGCAGGAGUUAACGUUACCCGCCGUUGCUGCCGUUGUAUGAAGAACAGUCACUGGAGUGGGCUGUGUCGAACUGUGGUUACCUUUAAUGGGAUAGCCCUGACAGAAGGCUGAUACCUCUCGCAUGAAGUCAUGUUUAACUUUUGUAUCUAGUUUGCUCGGUGUUGACAUGUCAAAAUACGGGUACGAAUGAGGCGAAGGAAGCCCUUUUCCUCCCAGUAGCAGCUCUGUGCCGGUCUCUGAGGUGCUCCUUCUGGCUCAGUUCUCCAACGUCACCUGAUCACAAGCAAAUUGAAACCAAAGGAAUGGAACGAAAUAUCAUUUUGUCAGGGCAACAUAUGUCUUGCUGAACGGAAACCAAAAUGAUAAGUAUAUUUUUAGAACAUUUACAUGUGAAAAGGGGAACCGAAAAUCCGUGUGACGUUAUUCAGAUGUGUCAGUGUGCCGGGCUUAUUCUGUCAUCGCUGUAGCUGAUGAAGGCGCGUGACUUCUGUUUUGAGUGUUUUAUCUGGAGCCAUAAUGUCGGACGCUCAGAGGUCUCUGCCCCCCCUGUUGAAGCUCAGCUAUGCGGUGGGACACGUUCUGAACGACCUGUGCGCCUCCAUGUGGUUCACAUACCUGCUGGUGUUCUACCACUCAGUGCUGGGCUUCCAGAACACAUAUGCAGGUGUGCUGCUGCUGGUUGGACAGAUAGCUGAUGGCAUCUGCACGCCUCUCAUUGGUUACGAGUCUGACCGAACCCCCGGCUGUGGAAACUACGGCAAAAGGAAGACAUGGCAUUUAGUUGGUACUCUGAGUGUGUUGGUGUCCUUUGCCUUCAUCUUCAACCAGUGUCUGGGCUGUGGCCCCCAGACCCCCCAGUGGGCCAGUCUGACCUACUUCCUCCCCUUCAUCAUCGUCUUUCAGUUCGGCUGGGCCGCCACCCAGAUCUCACACCUGUCACUCAUCCCAGAGCUGGUCAGCUGUGAGCACGCUAAAGUGGAGCUCACUGCAUACAGGUAUGCGUUCACAGUGAUAGCCAACAUCACAGUGUAUGCAGUGGCGUACCUGCUGUUCCACAUGCAGGCGGGGGAGGAUGAAGACGCUCUGGGACCCGUAGAUAUCCCCGUCUUCAGGAACCUGGCGCUGAUAGUGCUGGGCAUCGGGGCGCUCUUCUCCCUCUUCUUCCACCUGGGAAUCAAAGAGAAGAGCUCUGGAGCAGCAGGCGAGGCGGGAGGAGAGGAGGGGAGGAAGAGGGUAGAGGAGGAAGAGGAGGAAGAGGAAGAGCGCAGACCCCUGCUCCCUGUGACCUCCUCGUCCCUGCUGCAGUGGAAGUGUUGGCUGCAGCAGCCUUCUUUUUACCAGGUGGCCUUACUCUACAUGUCUACCAGGUUAAUAGUCAAUCUGUCUCAGACAUACAUCUCCAUGUAUCUCAUCAACACUCUGGGGCUGCCCAAGAAGUUCAUCGCCACCAUCCCGUUAGUGAUGUUCCUGAGUGGCUUCCUGUCCUCAUUCAUCAUGAAGCCUGUCAGUAAACUCAUUGGGAAAUCUCUCACCUACUUCCUGGGCCUGCUGUUGAUCAUGGCCUUCUCCUACUGGGUGCUGCUGGAGGGCCAGAUGGGUCAGCAGGUGUACGGGGCCGCGGUGCUGCUGGGGGCGGGGUCCGCCACCAUCCUGGUCAUAUCACUGUCCAUGACCGCGGAGCUCAUUGGAGGACAGACGGUACUGUGUGUGUGUGUCUAUCUCUCUCUCUCUCUAUCUCUCGCUCUCUCUCUCUCUCUCUCUCUCUUCCUCUCUCUCUCUCUCUUUCUCUUUCUCUCUCUCUCUUCCCUCUCUCUCCCCCCCUCUUCCUCUCUCUCUGUCAGUACGGUGGUGUGCUGCCCGGCCUGUGUGUGGUUCUAUCAUAACGUCAUGGUGAUAGUGACGGGGGGCGUGGCCGUCGUCGCCGCUCUGGCGCUCUGCUCCAUCCUCAUCUGGCCAAUCAGGAUCCGACCCCGUGGUCUGCCAGAGGAUGCAGCCAUUGUAAACUAGCAGCCCCCCCCCCCCACACCUCUUUUACGGACAACGUUCACCCUGCGAGACAACAGGAAAACUGCAGUCAGCAGGAGGAGCUUCACUUGAAAGAUUCUUCUGUAGUUUGCAGGAACAGCAGGAACAUUCAGCCCUUUCUGAUGAAGUCAGAGCAGAGCAGGGAAACCAAAGGAACCGAGAAGGGAGACUUUUUAUUUUAUGCUUAACUGACAGUUAUAGCUACUAAAAACCUACAUCCUGUUUUCCAUAAUUUCCCCAAAAAGAUGUGUCGUUGCAGUCUGGGUGUUAUGAAAAUCAGCUGAAUACUCAUUUGCAUCAUAAAAGGUCAUCAGAGCUAAAGAAGAGGACGCUAAAGGGAACCAGAUCCAGACUGUGGUGCGUUCACAGACACUGCACAAUAAGCAGUUUUAACACAGUUCUUUGCAAUGUUGGCGACUUUCUUUUGAUGUGACCACAUUCUAAACUUCAUUCCAAGACUCUAAGUGCUAAGGCUUCAGUAAAGGUUCAUUACACUAGAGAAGGACACAUUGAUAGAGCACUACAUUGAAACAGACUGUCAGCCGGUACAGACGACACUGAAACAGGAAGCUACCUGAGCAUCAGAGAAGUCUCACUCAGAAUCACUUUACAUACAGGACACUGUCAAUAUGUUUACACUUUUAGUUGGAAUCAUCAUGGAACAACUCAUUACGAUAAGAUCAUAUUUCUAUUGUAAUAAUUUCUUUGUACAUUGUUUUACCCCUUUAUAAUCACAAACCUUAAGGAAAAUAUAUAAGGGAUAUUUUUAUAAUCACAGAUGAACUUGAAAAGCAGAAUUGUAUUACAUUUGAAUUAAUUUUAAAGGGAUCAACUGAUUUUUAAUAGGUGAAUGCCACUAUAAGGGAUUUACACUGGUGAUGUUCAGAACAGGGACUUCUGUGCUGCUGUUGUUUUAUAAAGAGACACGUAUUAAACAUUGGUAUGAGGUGCAACUGGAAAUGUA
Messenger RNA from Trematomus bernacchii (emerald rockcod), 3102 nucleotides. Its product is annotated as major facilitator superfamily domain-containing protein 12-like. The coding region runs from base 630 to 2120 and encodes 496 amino acids. Gene Ontology annotation, cellular component: membrane. The transcript is spliced from 10 exons. Gene Ontology annotation, biological process: carbohydrate transport. Gene Ontology annotation, molecular function: symporter activity. NCBI's taxonomy places the organism in Eukaryota, Metazoa, Chordata, Actinopteri, Perciformes, Nototheniidae. The record is from RefSeq and is a predicted model, not a curated record.